AAGCAUUCGAGUUUGAUAAGAAAAAAAGCUUACGAAAAAUUGGGUACGUAUAUAGCAAAUGCGCAGGCUGACAGUCAAACAGUAGCUGUUCGUCAUCCAUGUUGGAUUGUUGAGGCAGUCACGGUACCGCGUAGAAUAUCAUGUGACCCCAUGACAUUGAUCGUGAUUCUUGAAACAGUCACGAUUGAUCUGCACCCGCCGACUUCUUUCUACGCGCCAUCUCUUUUCUGUUUAUAGAUGCGCGCAAUAACGCACUAGAGUUAACCAGGUCUCAAGAUACGUAUCUGUGUAGAUGGCGCCUGCACUCGACUCCCAAAUAGCUUUCGCGAUACAGAUCCGUUUCUAUAAAGCAUAGCGCAUCUGGGACAUGAGGGAUCCUCCAACUUCGUUGUGUAAGACAUGCGAGGUCUCAUCGCGAGAUUUGUGGCGGCUCUGCUGCUGUCGCCCCUCAGGGGGGUAGACGCGUAUGCCGUCUUCGCGCACUUCAUGAUCACGAACACCGCGUCAUGGGGCAUCGCAGACUGGGUUAGCGACAUGCAGACUGCGCAGGCGGCCUCCAUCGACGCCUUCGCGCUCAAUAUGGCUGUCGGGGACUCCGCCAACGGUCAGCUCGGGAACGCGUUCGCGGCGGCGCAGACCACGGGCUUCCAGCUGUUCAUCUCGUUCGACUAUGCAGGGAAUGGACCGUGGUCGCAGCAGAGUGUGAUCGACACGCUGACGCCCUGGAUCGGCAACGCGCAUUACUUCAAGAAGGGCAGUAGUCCCGUCGUUUCGACCUUUCUUGGCACGGCGCAGCACGGGGACUGGAAUUACAUCAAGAGUGUUACUGGGUGCUACUUCAUCCCGGUCUGGUCCUCUGUGAGCGCAAAAGAGGCGUGGGGGUAUGGCCAAGCGAACGGGUUGUUCAGUUGGGCAGCGUGGCCAACUGGCCCUGCGUCAAUGAAUACAUUCCCCGAUGCCUCGUACCUGCUGUUCAUGAACGACAACAUCGAUAACCGCCCGAACGGGACCAACUACAUGAUGCCUGUGUCGCCGUGGUUUUACACCAAUCUUCCCGGAUACAACAAGAACUGGCUCUGGAACGGGGACACGCUAUGGUUCGAUCGAUGGGACCAGGUCUUUUACACACGUCCGGACUUUGUGGAGAUCAUCACAUGGAACGAUUACGGAGAGUCUCACUACAUUGGUCCUUUGCAUUCCAGCUCUUUCGCAGCCUUCAGCAUCGGGAACGCACCUUAUAACUACGCAGAUGGCAUGCCUCACGAUGGAUGGCGCGCCUUUCUUCCUUACUUAAUCGCCACCUACAAGACCGGCAAGGCGACGAUCACCCAGGAACUGCUGACCGCUUGGUUUCGGCUCACUCCUGGGACCGCAUGCGCCGACGGAGGCACGACCGGCAACACCGCAUCUCAGCUGCAGCUUGAGUAUCCGCCGGCGCAGAUUGUACAGGACAAGAUCUACUUCGCUGCGCUCCUUGCCGCCGAAGUCGCACCCAGCGUCACGGUCGGGGGGAGCGCUGUGCCUGCCCAGUGGGACAAUCGUCCGUUCGGCGGCGUGGGCAUCUUCCGGGGGAGCGCUGCGUAUGGCGGAAGUCUCGGCUCCGUGGUCGUGACAGUAGGCGGGAUGACUGUUUCCGGCCAAAGCAUCACGAAAGUGUGCCAGGGUGGGAUCACCAACUGGAACGCCUGGGUCGGCGGUGCUACUGGCCCGAGCACAAGCGUUGCUCCAUCCUGGAGCAUCUACGAUACCAAUGCUUCGUGUGUCGCUGGAUCUAGCGUCGGCAAUUAUAUUGGCCUGUGCAGCUUCGCUUGCCAAUACGGUUACUGCCCGUACGGCUCUUGUGUCUGCAACGAGAUGGGCCUCCAGUCCAAGAGACCACCCCCAACUACGACCGCAGGAUAUCCUGCUGCCGGAUUGGAUUCGACCUACCAGGGUCUGUGCUCUUUCGACUGUACUUACGGCUACUGUCCGAUGCCUGCCGCUUGCGACACGGUCAGCCACCCACUCGCGACCGCGACAAUCUCGCCCUUCAAUCCGAAUACGUGUGUGAGCGGGCACUUCAUCUCUGAUCCAAACAUGCAAGGGUUGUGUAGCUUUGCGUGUGGGUAUGGGAUGUGUCCGAUGCACAUUUGUCAAUGUGAUGCGACGGGUCCGCAACCUGUGCUUCCGCCGUUUACCCCAUCGGCGACAGGGACGCCGGCUCCGGGUGUGACGGACGAUGGAUUGUGCAGUUUUGCUUGUGGGUAUGGUUAUUGCCCUUCCGGUGCGUGUGGUAAUGCGGGUGUUCCUCCCACUGCUACUUCUGCAACUGGACUCUUCACGGUUAUUGAAUGGGAUCCGAAUCCAUCUCCUCCGCCCGGUGCCGUAUCGGAAACCUUUGUGCAGCUUCCCGGAGUCGACACAUCUGUUGCGGUGUCGCUCAUUCCGGAAACUACAGUCACUUCGACUCGAGUGGUGACUAUCGCAGCGUACACGACCAUCGCCACAGUCUACACGAACCUGCCGAAUGGUUUCGGUUUGGUCACGACUACAGCCGUCAUUCCAGCGUCAACGACCACAUUGUCGAUCUUGCAGACCGAGGGCGUGACCGGCACCUCGCUUGCUCUAGUCACCAAGACACCGACUACAGUCGCCGUCGCCGUACCCACGGCCACAUCGACUGUCACGGUUGAAGGCGUUGCAAUCGUCCUCGGUCCCGGGGGCCAGCCCGUCGAAGAGCCCGUUCCCCAGGAUAUCUCCCAGCCGGGUGCUAUCGUCCCUACUUUCUCGUGGAACAUCUCCCCCAGUCCGAAUGCAACGGUUAUCAUCUACACCGCCCCACUCACUUCGCCUGUGACAUGGGCGUCCACCGUCACGAUCCCGCCGAAGAGCACUUCUCCACCCGCGGUCGUGACCGGUCCUCCAGGCGAUCGUGGCCGGCCUGGCUGUGGCGGCGGAUUGGGUGUUUGGUCCGUCUUGUUUGGCGGGAUCAUCCGAGGAUGUCCGCCUGCUGAUGUCGGCAUCCGCGGUGGAAUCACACCGGCGGUCGUCCCGCCGUUCGGAUGGACGGGUCCUUGGACGGAUCCAUUCGUUCUGCCCACUCCUGGUCCCGGUGCCAACAAUGGCCAAGGAAACACGGAGACGCAGACGACGAGCACGAGCACGACCACCUCGACCACAAUGAACGCGUGUCCAAUCCAGACGGCGUAUAGCUUGUCGGAUGACCCGGAAAAUGCUGAUUGGUCAGGUGAGGGGACAGAUCCUGACACAAGGCGUCGUAGGAGCCUGGGCGAGGAACCCCCGGCUAGGACUGCAGAGAAGAAGAUUGCGGAUACGUGGGCCAACAGCUCGGAUGUGGUCAAACGGGUGGGACGCGAGGCCGGUGUCCCCAUCUGCGAUAUCGUGUACAACUCGCCCAACCCAGUCAAUCUCGUCGUAGGACCGUAUCUUCACGUUCCUUUAGCUGCUGGCGGUGGGACUAGUGUCACUCUCGUCAACACGCCCGGUCAAACGAAACCGCUCAAUCCUCUGGUGUCCUCCAAUCGCAAGUCGCCUCUUCCUCGCUUGUUCCCAAUCCAGCUCAUCCAAUCGGGUAUAUCAGCCAGGUAUGUCACUGGCCAGGGUUCUGUCGGCCCUCCAUCAAUGACCUAUUGCCAGUUCUUCACCUUUCUGGCUGGUCCAGGUGCCAACCAGGCUGCCAAUUGCGCGAGCAUUGGCAAUGAUAUUAUCAACGGUCCCGCCGUAGGAGGAGCGAUCGGUGCCCAACUUCUCGCAGCUAUUGAUAAUGUUGCCAACAUGGUUUGGGUUGACAAACCAAUGAAUCAAGGCAUGUGGGCCAAAUCUAACGUGGUCAACCGCAAUACGCUUACCCUAGACAAUCCUCCCCAACUCGACAACAUGCUCAAAUUCAUCAGCUUCACUGAGGCGCAAAGUCUACAGCUGAUGCGGGAUACGGAGUUUUUCUUGCGCAACAUUGCUGCAUUGGGCGAUUAUUUUGCUGCAACAGCUCCCAUCUUCGCUGCCACGGCAGCGCAAUUCCAGCAGAUUCUUUCGAAGGCUACACCGAGUGUCGUGUUCGAUCCGACGGCAAGCUUGCCGCUCAUCUUCUACAACUGGCUAUCGAAUUUGUUGUCUGCAUACCCCAACGGCUGCACAUUCCGGGCAAUCAACACGUGGAACUACUACAGGUCUGAACUUGCUCGAUUGAACACCAUCUCAGUGCUCACAUGCGCCGACAGCGACAGUAUUGAUGACAUUGCCCAGGCUUCGAACCAGCCAGCUCCGAAUUGCUUACCGUUGUACAGACUGAACCAAUACACGCCCUCGACCUUCAAUUUCCAGAAUCUGCUCCCCCCUGCGCCGAACCUGCCGCGCUGCAAUGUUCCCGGGACUCUGGGCUCGGUGGGGUAUGUGGAUUCUGGCGGUAAUGCAAUUAGCUCGCUUCCGGGAGCGGUAACCGAGCAGAUCAUGGGUUCGGGCGAUACGCAACUUCAAUAUUACGCCGUGGGGUCGGGCCAGUCCGUGGUCGACACGCACUACCAAGCAUUCUCUAUGGCAGGCGCCAGUUGCGCGGGCGUUUACAACAUCCACGAAGCCGCGCCGGGGCAGGGUGCUGUCGCCGACGCCUUCAUCGUCCUGAACUGCGGCACGAAUACCGGCAAGCAGCAGGUCGACUUCAACUUUGUCGUCGCGGGGCUGACGGGGCAGCUGGCGUGCGCGGCGCAGCCGAUGCCGGGCGGGACGAACAUCCUGUGUAGUGCGACUGUGGCCCAGGCGUUGAGCUGUGCGGCGGCCAGUCCGUUCGGUGCGCAGAGUGUGCAGAUGCGCUGGUUUCCGCAGUAGACAGUAUGUAUUGCAUGCACAUACGGUUGAGUAGCACAAUCGAGUUCUCAUACUUCCUUCGUUGGAACUCCUCGAUAGUCGGCAACGGUGCGGAAUGAGCCUGUCUUGAUUACUGGGAUCACGUUUCCCCGCGCGGGCGAGAGUGUGAGCCAGUGUCAAA
Messenger RNA from Mycena citricolor, 4981 nucleotides. The record is from the annotation of a GenBank genome assembly. Lineage: Eukaryota; Fungi; Basidiomycota; Agaricomycetes; Agaricales; Mycenaceae.